UAUUUGUUUCAAUACGUUCAAUAACGUCAAGCGCAAGUAAUCUCUCGUAUAUUGUUGUUCAUUUAAAAGUUAUAUCAAAGGAAAAAGUGUAAAAUGUCUUCACUAAAAUUACUUUUGGAUUUGGCUGAAAGCUUGGAUUCUAUGUCAGCAUCUCCUUACUAUAGAAGUGACUUUGGAUUGGGCUUGGAUCCAUAUCAAAUUCAACGAUACCAAAGUCCAAGAAUCUUGGGUUUGCCAUGGUCUUUGGCAACCUGCUUGGAAGAACAACCGAUUGAAAAGUCUAGAAGCAGAAGUGGACCAACAUCAAGUAUUGGGAAAGAUGGAUUCCAGGUUUGCAUGGAUGUCCAGCAGUUCAAACCGAGUGAAUUGACUGUAAAAGUCGUGGACGAUGCUGUAAUCGUGGAGGGUAAACAUGAAGAACGAGAAGAUGAUCAUGGAUACAUCUCACGACACUUUGUUCGUCGCUACGCACUGCCAAAGAACUAUGACUCUGACAAAGUUAUUUCGACACUAUCAUCAGAUGGAGUUUUGACAGUGAGCAUUCCUAAACCAGCAAUAGAGAAUAAGCCAGCAGAGAAAGUCAUACAAAUUCAACAAACUGGACCAGCACACUUAAAUGUAAAGGAAAAUCCUCAAGAACAGUCCAAGGAGAAGGAUUCGGAGACUGCUGAAAAGAAAUAAACAUUUUGAACAUUUCUAAUAGAAGCACCUAAUUAAAAACUAGACUGAACUCAUUUUUCCAAAACAUUUUAUAAAUAUUCGUUAUCACAUAUAAUUUAAAUAAACAAAGUUUUUUCUAUAUUUUUAAUUCAAA
This is a messenger RNA of Eupeodes corollae, 814 nucleotides long. Its product is annotated as heat shock protein 23-like. Gene Ontology annotation, molecular function: protein folding chaperone. Bases 94 to 681 code for a protein of 195 amino acids. Gene Ontology annotation, biological process: response to heat; protein refolding. Lineage: Eukaryota; Metazoa; Arthropoda; Insecta; Diptera; Syrphidae. The record is from RefSeq and is a predicted model, not a curated record. The transcript has a single exon.